This is a messenger RNA of Salpingoeca rosetta, 1201 nucleotides long. RefSeq names its product hypoxanthine phosphoribosyltransferase 1. The transcript is spliced from 11 exons. NCBI's taxonomy places the organism in Eukaryota, Choanoflagellata, Craspedida, Salpingoecidae. Gene Ontology annotation, molecular function: magnesium ion binding; hypoxanthine phosphoribosyltransferase activity. The coding region runs from base 149 to 856 and encodes 235 amino acids. The record is from RefSeq and is a predicted model, not a curated record. Gene Ontology annotation, biological process: guanine salvage; IMP salvage; hypoxanthine metabolic process.
GUUGUGUGUGCGUGUUUUGUUGCACGUGUGCUUUUCCUUUGUGAAAGGCUCAACCUCAACUGCUUCCCUCCUCCACUCUCUGUCUCCCCUUCUUCGUCUCACUCUCUCCUCGUCUCGCUUCGCUCAACCCCUCGACUGGCCUUCAAAGAUGUCUGACGCCAAGCGCACGGCCUCCGGCAACGAUGCCACCAACGGUGCCAACCCUGCAAAGCGCCCUUUCAUUCGUGUGCCGGAUGAGUCCGCUGCCUACUCGCUGGACAGCUUCUGCAUCCCUGCCCACUACAAGAACGAUCUUGAGGAGAUUGUUCUUCCCCACGGCAUCGUCCAGGACCGCAUCCAGCGCAUGGCUCGCGACAUUGUUGAGGACCACCAGCACCAGCCUCUCGUGUGCCUGUGCGUCCUCAAGGGCGGGCAUCAGUUCUUCUCGGACCUCUUCAACGAGAUCAAGAAGCUGAACGUGAGUGCGGAGUCGUCUGUGCCGCUGCGUGUGGACUUUAUCCGCUGCAAGUCGUACGAGAACGACGAGUCAUCGGGCAAGGUCCAGGUCAUUGGCGGCGACAGCCUCGACUCCCUCAAGGGCGAAAACGUCCUCAUCGUCGAGGACAUGAUUGACACGGGUCGCACAAUGGUGAAGCUUGUCUCCACCCUCAACGACUACGCCCCCAAGUCUCUUCGCGUGGCAAGCCUCUUCUUGAAGCGUACGGAGCGCAGCAACGGCUUCAAGCCAGAAUAUGUUGGGUUUGAGGUGCCGGACAAGUUCCUCGUUGGCUACGCCCUCGACUACAACGAGUACUUCCGUGAUCUCGACCACGUUGCUGUGCUCAACGAUGCGGCCAAGGCCAAAUACCACCAGUAAUCACAUGCAGCCAUGCAUCCCCAUCAUGGCACCUCGCCAGUGGUGGUUUGAGCAGCUGCCCCCUGAUUGAUUUUUCUUUGCCUUGUUUGUUGUGUGGGGUCAACAAUAUCGCUGCUCUUUCUGUUCCCUUGCUUUUUUUUUUUCUUCUCACGUGAUACUUGAACUCUGUGUUUUGUGCUGACGGCGAUGGUGUUUCCUUUUCCGCUUCAUGUGAUGUGAUGUGGUGUGCAGUCACUGUCAUGACACACACCGUGAUGAUGAAUAAAGAUGGUGAUGAUAAGCUGUAUUGUGGUCUUGCGGUGUCACGCCAUAUAUGCUGUGUAAUGAAUAGCAUGAGGUUUUCAC